This is a messenger RNA of Blepharisma stoltei, 4100 nucleotides long. Lineage: Eukaryota; Ciliophora; Heterotrichea; Heterotrichida; Blepharismidae. The record is from the annotation of a GenBank genome assembly.
AUGGACCCAUAUUGCGUCUUGAAGUUGGGAAAUUUUGAGCUACAAACAGUCGAGCACAGAGGAGCUGACAAGCUUCCAUCAUGGAAAGAAGAAUUGACUUUUAAUGUCUUGCCUGGAGAUGAUCUGCUACAAAUAACACUUUGGGAUAAAAAUACACUUUCAAAGGAUAGAAAAAUUGGAUCUGCAAGUUUUCCAUUAUUUGAGCUUUUUUCCAAAAGAUUUAUAGAAGAUUGGGUUGAGCUAAUGUUUGAAGGAAAGAGUGCUGGACAUAUAAAACUUCAAAUGACUUUUCAGCCUGAAUGGGAACAACAAAAAAUAAGCGAGGGUGAAAGACUAGAAGAGAAGGCAGAGCUGCAAAAAGAGCAAGCUCAACCUGAAAUAUCAGGCCAAAGAUUGAAAGAAUACCCAGCUUAUCAAGAAAGUGGCAUUCGAAGAGAAGAAGUGAAGCCAGAACUUUAUAAUCAAGAAGAGUUUCCUCAAGAAAAAAAAAUUUUUAGUGUGGAGCCUGGCUCGGAAUACCAAAAGGAAUACCCUCAAGAAUCUCAGUACCAGCAAAAACAAGAAAUCCCUAUACAUGAAAGAAAAGGAUACUCUGAAGAGCUUCAGCAGAACGUGCAGUACUCAAAGGAAUUCCAACAAAGACAAGAGAUCCCAUCAUAUGAGAGGAAAGGGUACACUGAAGAGCUUAGGCAUGAAAAACAGCCCCCUCAAGAAUCCCAGUACCAGCAAAAGCAAGAAUUCCCUAUACAUGAAAGAAAAGGGUACACUGAAGAACUUGGGCAUACAAAAAAACACCAGCAAGAAGAAUCUCAGCAGCAUCUCCAAAAAGAAGAUUUUCCUAAACAAGAAAGAAAAGUAUACAGCGAAGAGCCUAGGCCUGAGUAUGUGUAUAAGCAGUAUCCCCAGCAAGGAGUUCCUCAGCAAGAAAAAAAAAUUAUAUAAAGAAGAGCAAUUACUUAGAUUAUAGAAAAGCUCCCUGUCGGGAUCCUAAAUCAAUAUUCCCUUCCAUACUCCACUCGCCCUCUUCACCGACAAUCGUAGCACGCCUUGAAAGUCUUGCUUCUGCCAGACUUGGGCCUGCGCAUACGACCUGGUUAGGUUAGGCUAUUAAAGACAGGCGUUAGCCAUAUUCGUGAUGCAAUCAUCAAAGACCUCCAUGAGGAAGGCUCUUCCACUUUUCGAGUCCAGCCAAGAGGGGCUAUCCCCCAAUAAUGGAUGUCACUUCUGAUGCCUUCUGUCUCCUUCUUGACUUGUAGCUUCAGUCUUGAGUGGGCGGCUUAUGGAUUUCUGCGGCACUGGUGCAGGCGAUUGGAGUAGCUUGGUUCUAAAGGAUCGUCUCCUUGGAGCCUGUCAGGUGCCGAAGUGCCUUCCUUCGAAAAAGACUAUUCCUCCGUGGCCCAGACCAAAAUCCCCAGUUUAUUGAUAGAGGAAUGCCCAUGGGUCCUCGAAUCCAAAAUGAAGUUGCCGAGUACUUCCAUUUCCAAUCACAGGAAAGCAGACAAAAAUGACCUGGAUACACAUUUAUUGAGCCUACAUUGAUUUUUUUAUCUCGGAGUCCGUCCCAGUUCGCUGUGGCCAUAAGGUCUUGACUGUUGCACCAGAGUCGCCAUUUUAUAUGUGCACGCUGCCCUAUAAUUUGAAAGUUUGGGUCACAUUACGUACUCCUAAAGUAGUUUUCCACCAUCGAAUAUUCAUAAGGAUUGAAUUUUCUGGUCGACUCUUGGCUUAGAUGGAAAUCUUUAGCCCAGGGCGUAACUCCUGAUUUCACGCAGGGAAUAGUCCCGAUAGGUCAAGACAAAUGCUUUGGUACAGCUGGGAAGCCUUUUCAUCUUCGGAUUAAUCUCCUUAUGAGGCAAAACUUGGCGUUGUAGUAAAACUUGCAGUCGGCCAGCUUGGCAUUGCGCUUUACUGAACUAAGAAAAGCCUGGCCGGAUGCACCUAUCAAAAGUUAGCCCCAUUCCUCAAGAUUCCCGGUACCUUUUCGAGAGUCGGCUACAGAGUUAAGAAGGUGGGUUAAUUCACCACACAAUUUUUAAUGAAUUUAUAUAAAGAAGAGCCACUUGCAAAAACUUGAAAAUAUGAAGAGAUUGAAAAGCCAAAAGAGCACGAUGAAAAAGAGGAAGAAAGAAGAGAAGGGAUUGCACAAAAAGGAGAGCUCAAAGAGUUUCCUAAAGAACCUUCCAAGCCUGAAAUAUUGAAGCAUACAAUCGAGAAAGAGACAUAUAUAUUCUCAAAACAACCUAAAGAAGAAGCUGAAAGGCCUAUAAUUCAACGUGAAAAAGUAUAUGAUCAACAAUUAUCAAAAGAACAAGUGCAACAGCUAGAAGCUCUUAAUCUUAAUUAUCUAUAACGCUUUACGUCCACUACGGGGUAGCCAACUCCAGAGCUACCACCAUAUUUAUUCACGUGUCAGGUCCAUGGACCUCUGGAUUGACCCACUUUAAUCACCAAGGCACGGGUAAGUACGGCGUUCCAGCUUCGACGGACUUCGCUGCCGCGACAGCUUUGUUCCGAUUCAGCUCCUGCGCGUGUUCCGCCUGAGGGUCCACCUCCUCGGGUGUGCUGAGGGGUAAAGACCUGAGCUCUUGAUCGCACUAAGGAGCAGUUCCUUUGGUUAUCUCCAAAGUUAAAUCGCUAUUGCUGUGCAGAAGUUCUCGAGAUAAAACCCAACCCCAUAAAUAAAAUUGCUUGAGUGAGAGAAAAUUAGCAGAGCUAAUUUCGCUUGAAGCGAAAGCCAUUUUUAUUUAUAACAGCUAGAAGCUCAGCAAGAAAAGCUAUAUGAGCAAAAACCAUCGCAUGAAAUAAAACUUCCCGCUUUUCAACACGAGCAAAUGCCAGCACAAGAAUCGGCACAGCCCAUUUAUCAAGAAAAAAUGCAUGAAGAGAAGCCAAUCAAAAAAGAAAAGAAGCAUAAAGAAAAGUUACCCAAAGAAGAAAAGUUGCACACAGGAGAAAAAAUGUCAAAAGAAGAGAAAUUGCACAAAAAAGAAAAAGUCCCGAAAGAAGAGAAAUUGCAUAAAGUAAAAGUUCCAAAAGAAGAAAAGGUACAAAAAGGAGAAAAAAUACAUAAAGAGAAGAAAGCUCCAAAAGAAGAAAAGGAAAAAAAGGCUCAUAAAAAAAUACCCAAAGAGGAAAGUCAGCCUGAAGAGAGGGAAAGAGUGGAAUUUCAAGAACGACAACCAAGAAAAGAAAUGGAAUUUCAAGAGCGUCAGCCCAAAGUAGCUUUUAAAUCUCAUGAAGUUCAGCCAGGACAAGAAAUGGAGUACAGAAAGCAACCCAGAGAAGAAUUCCAACCUCAUGAAGCAGGCUAUAGAAAAGGAAUGGAAUUCCAAGAGCAUCCGAAAGAAGAGAUCCACAGAGAAGGUAUGAAAUACCGAGAGCAGCCUAAAGAGCAAUACAAACCUCAAGAAGUAUCCAGCGAAGAAGCUCAUCAGCCUCUUUAUUUUCAAUAUGGGAUGAUUUAUAUCCGUCCUCUUAGCGCCAAAAUCACUCGAGAUGUAGCAGCUGAAAUAAUGGACCCUUACUGUGUUUUCCGUAUCAGUGACGCUGAAAGAGUCUCAGAAGAGAGUAGGUCAGGAGACAAAAACCCAAUUUGGAACGAGCAAUUGCCAUUCUUUGUAGGGCCAGGAGACUUUUAUUUGACAGUUACCUUGAAAGAUAGAAAAGCGCUUCAAAAGGAUAAAAUCAUUGGAAGUGCAGCUUUGCCACUCUUUAAACUUUAUGCUGAUAAAUUAGUAGAAGACUGGAUAGAGCUAAAAUAUGAAGGACAGUCAUCUGGCCAUAUAAAAGUAAAUAUGAUGUUUUAUCCUAAUGAAAAGCCCGAAUCAAUAAAAGAAGCCUCUGCUACGAAAGAAAUGUCAGACCAACAAACUGGAGAAGUCAAAAGAGAUGUAUUUGAAGGCCAGCAGUCUGCAGGACUUAAGAAAGAUAUACAAGAAGGAGUAUUUAGAGAACAGAAAGGGCCAAUUAAAGAAGGAGCAGUAGGUGAACAAUACACUGGCUUAAAAGAAAAGCAUCAGGAAAAAGAAAUAUAUCAGCAUUCUCAGAAAGAAAAGCCUAAAGAACAUAAAACGACUCAGUAUGAGCAGAAAAUUCUUUAA